AUUGUCGUUGUCAUCACGAGAUAUUUCAAUCUUCCUCGUAGACGUGUCGCGGUCAGGCAUGUUUUAGCGAGUCAAAAUUUGUUCCACUCGAUUACUUAUUAUGUCGGGUCCACCCCCGUAUGCACCUUACGGGUCGCCACCUGGAUACGACGCAGCAGCACAGGGAAAUCCUCCAUACCCGCCACCGCCGGCUGGAUUCCAACCAGGUGUUCUUACGACAGGUCCGCAAUAUCCAGGGGACGAUGGAUUCGCUCCGCCGGGGCCUGGCAGCGCCCCGCCCCCAAUAGGCUUCCGCUCUCCUGAGCCUGGGUUCAUAGGCCAAGAUACUUCUCUCGGCCGUUUCGCUCCCUAUUCUACACCGCUUCCUCCGGUUGGUCAGCAAGUAUUAACUCCAGCCUAUGGCGGGGAACGCCCUUCUACGUACGGGACGACAUAUUCUGCUUCGGGCAAUCAAUAUGGCACAUCUUUUGCACCAGGAUCAGCGUCACUGAGACCUAGCACAUCACAGUCGGGAUUGGGUGGAGUACAACCCGGUCCGUAUGGGACGGGAUAUUCUGCACCUGGAAGCCAAUAUAAUUACCAACCUUCAGCUCCAAGCGGUGCGUCACUGCGACAGGCACCACCUGCUGACUAUGGUGGGGUGCGUCCUUCUACAUACGGAACGGGAUAUUCUGCUACGAGCACUCAAUAUGGGACACCUUCUGCAGGGCCGGCGUCACUGAGACCAGCAGUACCGGGGCAAACGGGCAUGCAAUACGCUGGUGGGACGUCAGCAGGGUAUAACGCUGGCAGCCAGAGCAACAUACGGGGAGGACCUCCGCAGCAGAGAGGCCCGUACCAACAGCGACAAUAGAAUGCAUACGUGUAUAUCUCAUAGUAAACUAGCCUCUUGCAGAGAACUGACUUGACUCGAAUGGACAAACCAAGCAACGCCCAAGCUGGAUUCCUUUGAGACCGCUAUCCGACUCUCAUCAACUUCAUCCUGUCCUGUCGGGCUAGGAGAUGCGUCGCGGCUCAUAUUAUCUGCGCAAAAAUUGUUCGAACAUGCGGUCUGUACACAAGUCAUAGGCGACAACAUAUCUUUCUUUCGUAAUCCGAUCAUUGUCGAUGAAUGAGUUUUUCAACAAAGGGCUAUCGUUUCUCCAAUACAAAUGCAAUAACUGAAAGAAAUCCAAUUUCAGGUGUAUAGAAAAACAUCGCCCAAUGCUCCUUAAAGGGAUCGCGAUACUUUGUCCUAGGUUAUACCGAAUAAACGUGAAAGAUAAUUA
Ornithodoros turicata is the source of this 1268-nucleotide messenger RNA. RefSeq names its product spidroin-2-like. The transcript is spliced from 8 exons. The record is from RefSeq and is a predicted model, not a curated record. The coding region runs from base 101 to 853 and encodes 250 amino acids. Lineage: Eukaryota; Metazoa; Arthropoda; Arachnida; Ixodida; Argasidae.